AUCAGAAUCAAGUGUUUUGUCCAGAUUCGAUAUCUCUGUAUAUUUGUGAAGGACUGCACACGUUUACUGUACAUUUUUUUAAAUUAUUGAAUGCUACAACAGUCUAUAUCAUUAUUAACAUUAGUUAACAACGAAAAUAAACAAAAAUUACCUAGAAAUAUUUUUGUUAUUAGUUUAAUAUCUAAUAUACAAAUGCAAUAGUAAAAACAAUUGUUUUUCUCUUUCACCAUGGAUUCAGAUCUUUCUGUUCCUGACUGCCCUAUGGCGGAAAUCGUGACUGAUGUUAAUGUACAAAAUAUGCAAACUGAUGGACACACUCCAGUUAAUGAAAAACAAAACCCACAACGAGGGAAUACGAAGCUUUUAACAAGUGGAACACCUAAGCCUCAUUCCAUAGAAAAUGUGCCAUCAACUCCACAAAUUUCAGGAGAUAUAACUUUGACACCAACACAUCGAACAUUCACUCCACAAACUCCAUCUGUGAAUCCACAUAAUUCUAUGAGUGCCAUUACCCCAAUGGCAAGUGCAGUUAAUCAAGCAAAAAAUAGUAUAAAAUUUCAAAAUUGUAUUUCUACAGUAAGUUUAGAUUGUGAACUGAAUUUGUUAGACAUAUACUGUAGAACAAGGUUUUCAGAAUACAACCCUGCUAGAUUUAAUGGAGUCGUUAUGAAGAUUUUGGAACCGCGAGCCACAGCCCUAGUAUUUAGAUCUGGUAAAAUAGUCUGUACGGGAGCCAAAAAUGGACAUGACUCAUAUAUCGCAGCUAGAAAAUUUGCAAGAAUUAUUCAGAAACUUGGUUUUCCGGUGAAAUUUGUUGAUUUCAAAGUUCUUAAUUUUCUAGCAACAGCGGAUUUAAGAUUUCCCAUAAAACUGGAAGCGCUACAGCAAGCUCACGGUCAGUUCACUUCAUAUGAACCGGAACUUUUCUCUGGCCUCGUUUAUAGAAUGAUACGACCAAGGGUUGUGUUGCUAAUAUUUGUUAAUGGAAAAAUGGUUAUAACAGGCGCUAAAACUAAUCAAGAAGUUUAUGAAGCAGUUGACAUAAUACACCCCAUUUUAAGAAGUUACAAGAAAAAUUGACAUUGUUUUCAAUAUUUAUUAUACU
Danaus plexippus (monarch butterfly) is the source of this 1105-nucleotide messenger RNA. RefSeq lists its product as uncharacterized. Gene Ontology annotation, biological process: DNA-templated transcription initiation. Bases 229 to 1080 code for a protein of 283 amino acids. NCBI's taxonomy places the organism in Eukaryota, Metazoa, Arthropoda, Insecta, Lepidoptera, Nymphalidae. The transcript has 6 exons. Gene Ontology annotation, molecular function: RNA polymerase II general transcription initiation factor activity; DNA binding. The record is from RefSeq and is a predicted model, not a curated record.